This is a messenger RNA of Homarus americanus (American lobster), 593 nucleotides long. It is a transcript of the gene CstF50, whose product is annotated as cleavage stimulation factor subunit 1-like. Bases 16 to 558 code for a protein of 180 amino acids. The record is from RefSeq and is a predicted model, not a curated record. Gene Ontology annotation, biological process: mRNA 3'-end processing. The transcript is spliced from 2 exons. Gene Ontology annotation, cellular component: mRNA cleavage stimulating factor complex. NCBI's taxonomy places the organism in Eukaryota, Metazoa, Arthropoda, Malacostraca, Decapoda, Nephropidae. Gene Ontology annotation, molecular function: protein binding; RNA binding.
UGUGUUUAGGAAUUGAUGUCCCCAAAUUUCAGAUUUAUUAUUCACUCACAGAUUCUGGAUGUGGAUCGCAUGUUAGCCAAAAGUGACCCAGAUGCUGUCGAGCUACACCCAGAUGCAGUAGUUGGCCAUCCAGUUAUUCGUACUCUUUAUGACCAUUUGGAUGAAAUCACGUGCCUGGAGUUCCAUCCAAGGGAGCAAAUUCUCAUCUCAGGAAGUAGAGACACAAAUGUCAAAAUGUUUGAUUUUAGUAAAACAUCUGCUAAGAAAGCUUUUAAGACUUUGACAGAUGCUGAGCAAGUAACAAGCAUGUCAAUACAUCCUAGUGGAGACUUCCUUGCUGUUGCUACAGAGGGAGCAGUAGUUAGGUUCUAUGACAUCAACUCGGGUCAGUGUUAUGUGUGCCCUUACCCUCGUGAGCACCACACCGGACCACUUACAUCUGUACGAUACUCAGCAGAUGCCCGAGUCUGUACAUCAGCUUCCAAAGACGGAGAUGUAAAGGUGAGUAUUUUGUUAGCAGUACUGUAUUGCAUAAUUGUAUCUUACUGUAAUGUGUAGGAUUAGGUAAGUGGAAUAAUCAUAUUUUUGCAUAU